CACAUUUCAGAAGCAAACAUGCACCUUUCAUUUCCCCAAAACAAUUGAUUGUUAAUGAUCCAGCAGAGAGUAUCAGUACUUUACUAGUGACAUAGAUCUAUCUCUACAUUGAUUGAGUCUAGUCAUUGUCAGAGAGCAACAAGAAUGAGAGUGUCUUUUAUAGUAGUGCUGCUGGUUGUAACUACCUUCUGUUGGUGCCUCUGUUCUGUGAAUGCAUUAUCCGCAUCUCUUUCGACCAGCACUAUCGUCGUGAAUGAAGGAGACUCGGUUCAACUGUGUGUCAAUAUCGAUGAACCUCAAGAUGUGACUGUACAGUUGCUAGUAUCCAUACUUACAUUCACACUGAAUGAAGGCACCGAUUUUGACAUAUCCAGUAACGAGUUACAGUUUACUGUUGACGGGCCGACUCAGAUAUGUUUUGACAUAGAAGCCUAUCCUGAUGAUAUUGUCGAGAAUGGGGAACUGUUUCAAAUAAGUAUCGGUGGGAUGAUCACUGUUGGAGCUACUGGUUUCACCGUCGUUACCAUUAGUGAUGCCAGCUAUAUCGAUGUCAGCCUCACUCAGGAAAACUACUCAACAGUGGAACAGACAGAGGACACUUCUGUAAUGGUGUGUGCCAUGACCGUUAAUGGAAGCAUACAAAGACAAGUUUCGGUCACACUCGAUACAGUUGACAUUGGAACAGCUUCUUCUGCAGACGAUUACAUACCUUCAGGAACUGUCUCAAAGACAUUCAGCCCGAUAGACGCCAGCGAGCCACAGUGCACAAAUAUUGCCAUUCGAAGCGAUGACAUUAUUGAAGAGGUUGAGACAUUUAUGGUCAGUUUAACAGCUGGUGUGGAUACUAUAAAUGUCAUCACUGGCAAAGCUACAGUCUCCAUAACAGACAAUGAUGGUGUCAACUUGGCAGUGUCUUCAUCUUCGGUGUUGAUCCCAGAGGGAGACAGUGGAUUGACUGACGUUAAUAUCGAUCUGACAGUGGCCUUAAAUGGACUCACUUUGGACAGAGCCAUCACAGUGUUGGCCAAUACAAUAGAUGGAACAGCAACUAUUGGAAACAUUGACUUUAUUCAAUUGGUCAACGAGCCAUUUACGAUACCCGCCACGGCUGCUGAUGGAGAUAGUUUUACUUUCACUGCUCAAAUUGUUGGUGACCUAGUGGAGGAGAACACAGAGCUGUACAGAAUUCAAUUCACUGCAGAGAAUGAGAAUGACGCGUUCGGACUCAGUCAAGUAUUUGUGAGGAUACAAGAUGAUGGGGAUGCUGUGAGAGAUUGUGCAGCUCUUGCUGAUCCCGCUGAUGGUCAGGUGACUGUUAGCCCAGAUACACUGGAAGAUUCCAUUGCUACCUACUCUUGCAACAUUGGAUUUGAUAUCAAUGGAGACAAGACUAGAACUUGUUUCAACUCAGGCUGGGGAGGAGAAGCACCAACUUGCCAGGAAAUCGACUGCGGAAAUCUUAUGAAUCCACAGAACGGAAUGAUUCAAACAUCCAACACUAACUAUGAGGGUCAGGCUAUCUACAGCUGUGUCUCUGGCUACGAGCUUGAUACUGGUUCCAUCACUGUGACUCGGACCUGUCAGUUAAACAGCAUGUGGUCAGGAACGGCUCCUCAGUGUGUCCCGGUUACUUGUCUAUUCCUAGCCGAUCCGACUAAUGGACUUGUGCGAUACCCCAACGGUGAAACUAUGUUUGAGGACACUGCAGAAUACGAAUGUGACGCAGGUUAUGACCUCACGGGAACUCCUGUGAGGACCUGUCAGGCCAACAGGGCGUGGUCACUCACAGCACCCUCUUGCACACCUGUCAGUUGUGGGGAGCUAAGCAAUCCGGAGAAUGGGAUCGUUGAGGUGUCCUCUAAUCUGUUCCCAGGCACGGCUACAUACUCUUGCAUACUAAUUUUGAGCUGGUUAACGGUCCUCAAAUUAGAAUGUGUCAGGCAAACGAAACAUGGUCGGAAAUUGCACCAAGAUGUCAGGUGAUAGAGUGCCCUACAUUACAGAAUCCAGACAAUGGAGAAGUGAACAUUCAGGUUGGAAUCAAUGGAGACACCACGGCAACGUAUAGUUGUAAUGAAGGUUAUGAGCUAAAUGGAAAUAAUAUCAGAAACUGCGAGGCC
Halichondria panicea is the source of this 2120-nucleotide messenger RNA. RefSeq lists its product as uncharacterized. The transcript is spliced from 12 exons. Gene Ontology annotation, biological process: cell communication. Lineage: Eukaryota; Metazoa; Porifera; Demospongiae; Suberitida; Halichondriidae. Bases 145 to 1983 code for a protein of 612 amino acids. Gene Ontology annotation, cellular component: membrane. The record is from RefSeq and is a predicted model, not a curated record.